This is a messenger RNA of Epinephelus moara (kelp grouper), 9255 nucleotides long. It is a transcript of the gene ehbp1l1b, whose product is annotated as EH domain binding protein 1-like 1b. The transcript has 29 exons. Gene Ontology annotation, molecular function: protein binding. The record is from RefSeq and is a predicted model, not a curated record. NCBI's taxonomy places the organism in Eukaryota, Metazoa, Chordata, Actinopteri, Perciformes, Serranidae. The coding region runs from base 841 to 8250 and encodes 2469 amino acids.
GAAGCUCAGGAAGUGACUUGAGUUCUAACUAUGAGCUCAGUUUAACAAAACAAUGUGUUAUAUGUAUUUCAUGCUGAAGCACUGGGGCUUAAAUGAGAGCUUGCAUGGUUAUGCGGCUGCAGGAGAACUGGGUGUGCAGAGCUGAUUAAGUGAAAUGGUCAGAUAAGCCUGUUCCAGUGACACAGACAGUCAGGAUCAAAGUCUACAGGUAUGGCUGAAGACUGUCACCUCAGUGGCUUCACACAGACCCAGCCAGAUAAAGACCUUUGCAUACUGCUGCAUCACCAGUAGACUCUCUUUGCAUAUCCUGUCUCUCUCUCUGUGUCUCUGUGUCUCUGCCUGUCUGUCUGCUACAGGCAGUACAGUCAAUGAAGGAAGGAGGGAGGGUGAACUCGAGGCAGGCAGACAUAUAUUACAACAAGGCUUGACUAAGCGGUGCUGUCUCCAUGUGGAUCACUGCCAGACACAGAGAGACAAGUUGUCAAUGAGGAGCUGCUGCAGUUGUUUGGUUGAAACUUUAGCUGGAGUUCAUAUCAGGCGGUUACAGGCUGAAUGACAGCGAGCAGGGCGGAAUCGGUUCCUCUUUGCUUCUGGUUUAAUUCCCAGCUCUGUGCUCGGUACAUGGCGACGUUUGUGAGCGUGAUUCAACUUAUUUCCAAUGAGCGCAAGUCGCAGCUUGUGUGAAGUUCAUCAUCAUCAUCAUCUUCAGGGGCAGCAGCGGCAGGAGCAGCAGCAGAGUAAGGAGAGGACCUUUUAAGGAGCUGAGUUGGAUUAUUGUUGCGCAGCAGAGGAGUUUUUCUUUCCCCCGUUGUAGUUUUAUUUCCACCACCAGAGGAAGUUAUGACUUCGGUAUGGAAGAGACUGCAGCGAGUCGGUAAAAAGGCUUCAAAGUUUCAGUUUGUUGCCUCCUACCAGGAACUGGUGUUGGAGUGUACAAAGAAAUGGCAACCAGACAAGCUGAGGGUGGUGUGGACCAGGAGGAACAGGCGCAUGUGCUCCAAGCUCCACAGUUGGCAGCCUGGAAUCAAGAACCCCUACAGGGGCAUGGUGGUGUGGCCUGUUCCAGAGAACAUCGACAUCUCUGUUACACUCUUCAAGGAGGCCACUGCCGAGGAGUUUGAGGACAAAGAGUGGACCUUUGUCAUUGAGGGUGAGAACAAGGGGCAUCGUAAGGUGCUGGCGUCAGCAGACAUCAACCUGAAGCGGUUUGCAAGUCCGACGCCAACCCAGACUGACCUGACGCUCCAGCUGAAGCCGCUGUCUGUCAAAGUGGUGGAAGCGACGCUCAAGCUGUCACUGUCCUGUGUCUUUGUUCGAGAGGGGAAAGCCACUGAUGAAGACAUGCAGAGUCUGGCCAGCCUCAUGAGCGUCAAACCCACAGAUAUUGGCAACCUGGACGACUUCAAUGAGAGCGAUGAAGAGGAGGACAAGAAGUCUGGCACUGCUACAGUCGUUCCACACACUCUAACCCGCCCGAAUCGCCCUGCCCCCCCUCCACCUGACAAGCGAGACUCCGCUGGACCCACUUUCCCAGCCUCAGCCGGUGGGCAUGAUGGCGUCAACUCCCGCCCUCCUCUACCUAUUGCUCCUCGUCCCUCGCCCCGUCGCAGCCGACACCCCUUCACCACUGCCCCUGUGCAGUCAGAGAUCCAACCUUCCCCCUCCCCUCAGCCCUCACCCAGAGCCAAGCAUAAAAAAUCUGCCAACCCUCUUCUCCCUGAGGCUCCUGCUUCCUCUGACCUGUUACCUAAACCUCCGAGCUCCCAGUUUACAGCACCUACUCCCUCAAUCCAGAAUGCCCCUUCUGAUGUAUCUGCCAAAUCCUCCAAUGCUUCCCAAAACAUUUCUCCUUCCCUUCCUCCUCCUCUGUCUCCCAUAUGCUCUGAAUCUUUGCCCACUUCACCUGCAGCCUCAGAGGAGCCGUCUUUAGCAGCGCCCUCUAUUCCCCUGAAUUCCUCUUCAGAUACCCCCUCUAAACUGCCCUCUAAGCCACCCAGUGCCCCUGAAACAGGCAUCACCUCAUUUCCACCCAAACUUCCCUCCCCUGCAUCGUCAUCACCCCAGGAUAUCAUAACACCACCCUCUACGACUCCACAAAAGUCCUCCAUCACUGUAUCCACCACUCUCACCCAUAAGACCAUCUCCACCGCCUCCCAUCUUCCCCCAUCCAAAUCCUCCUCUCCCCUAAAUCCCACCCUGUCCUCUGAGCCUCCAUCCGCUCACCCUCCAUUCACCCGGACUCUCUCUCAGCCACCCUCUCUGCCCAGAAUCUUCCAGUCAGGCUCAGGAAAAGUUCCUGUUUCACAUCAACGGCGCCCCCCAGAGGCUCAAACAGCAGAUGCUCUGACUUCAGUUUCUGGCCGUUCUCACAUUUUCAGACCUCAGCUUGUCAAGUCAAUCGCCCGCCCCUCCUCUCCCUCUCCUUUUGCCGCUGAUGCCCCCCCUCUUGAGUUGACACCUCCUCUCCCCAAAUCUCUCCCCUCUAUCUCAGAGUCUGAUAACCACUGUGAAAAAUAUGUGCUUCCUGCAGGUGCGCAGGGGGCGUGGUUGACAUCUGGUAGUGACAUCACUCCCGUCCCUCUGCUGAGCAGUCCUGACCUUGAUGCCCUCUGUGACCCUGUGGCUCCAGCACUUACUGCUUCCCUUCCACGUUCCUCACCCCCUCGCUCCUCUUCUCUUUCCACCUCUGUUUUAUUCUCCUCUCCUCACGCUAAGCUCGUUGUUUCUCCCUCUGCACCUCCUGCUCUAAUCAGCUCCUGUCAGUCAGGCUCGACGUUCCCCCAGGUAGACAAGGAAGCAACUCCGAGCCCUGUGAGCCGAGACAACGGUUCUCCUCAUAACAACCAGGCGGGGGCCAACAUCAGCGCAGCCAAGGAUUCAAAGGCGGCCGUCACAGAAAACAAAGCUGAACCAGCAAGAAUCAGUCCUGCCCAGUCACGCUCAGAGCUGAUAGUAGCCCCGCCCCCUCCGUGGCCCUUCUCCUGUGAGAGCUCCACCCCUCAGCAGCCCUCCACCAAUGUUGUGGCGGCGUUUAUCACUCCUAAACAGCCAGUCGCUCAGAUGGAAGUUGAUUUGAUAAAGCCGACCAAUGAGUCGAGUCUUAUUUGCACCUUUAAGGCCGAAAAGCCGCCACUGGCAAAGCCUGAGCCUGAGCCUGACUUUGAUGACAUCAUCUUUGAGUCAUUAAACCAGAGAGGAGAAUCAGGGGGCUUAUUUGUGGAUGAGGAUGACUCUAAGCGGGAUACUAUCAAAAGGUGUCCUCCAGGUCUUGAACAGAAAACCAAUGAAAAGGCCGGUGGAGAAAAGCCGUCGCUGACAGAGCAGUUAGAAGGAGCAGCGGCAGAGAAGGAGGUGAUGAUGAAGGCAGAGCAGGAGAAACAGAGGAAAAAGGAGGAGGAAAGGAGGAGGAAGGAGGAAGAGCAAAAAGUGAUGCUCCAGAAGCAGGAAGAGAGGAGAAAACAUGAGGAAGAGAGGAAGAGACUAUUAGAGGAGGAGAAGAAGAGGCUCUUGAAAGAGGAGGAGGAGGCCAAGAAGGAGAAUGAGAGAAGGAAAUCCGAGGAGGAGAGACUCUUGAAGGAGAGGAGGGACAAACAGGAGAAGCUGAGAGAGGAAGAGGAGAAGAGGAAGCGGGAUGAGGAGGAGAGGAGGAAGAAAGAGCAGCAGAGGAGACUCCUGGAGGCCGAGGAGGAAAAGGAAAAACUAAGAAGGGAGGAAGAGAGGAGACUUGAGAGAGAGAAAUUCUUGAGGAAAAUGAAAGAGGAGGAGGAGAAAAGGAUGGAGGAGAAGAGACUGUUUGAGGAGCAAAGAAGGAAGAGGGAGGAAGAGCAAAAGAGGCUUCUGGAGGAGGAAGAGAGGAGAAAGGCGGAGGAGAAAUGCUUGAAGGAAGAAAAAGAGAAGGAGCAACAGAAAAUGAAAGGGGAGGAAGAGGAGAAGAAACAUCUUCAGGAGGAGGAGAGGAAGAAAAAUGAGGCAGAGAAAGAGAGGAAGAGGCAGGAGGAGGAGGAGAGGAGGAAAGAGGAAGAGAGAAAGAUAAAGGUGGCAGAGGAGGAGAGGAAGAAGAGGGAGGAGGAGAGGAGAGUCAAAGAGGCAGAGGAGAGAAGAAAGAAGGAAGAGGAAGAAAAGGCGAGAGUACUCAAAGAGGAGAAGGAGAGGGAGGAGAGGAGGAGAAAAGCGGAGGAGAAAAGACUUGAAGAGGAGGAGGAGAGGAGGAAAGAGAAACUCUUGAAGGAGCAAAAAGAAAAGGAGAGACGGCUGCAAGAGGAGCAAAGAAGACAAGAGGAAGCAAAGAAAAAGGAGGAGGAACAGAAGAAGAAACUUCUACAAGAGAAAGAGGAGAUGGAAAGAAGAAAGAAGAGGGAGGAGGAGGAAGACAAGAGGAGGAAGGAGGAGCGAGCAGCUCUGGUCUGCCGUCUGGAGGACAACAAGUCAGAUGAGGACAAGCAGAAGAUGAAAACUCGGGUUUCUCUUUCAUCUUUGCCACCACUUCCUGCUCCCCACCUCCCUCCUCCGGACAAAACCAGCGUUACAUCCGAACAGCUGCCCUCACAAAUUCUCAGCCAAUCACAAGACAGAAAGACGACGCCUCAGUCGGUCAAUAAACCGAGCUCUGCCUCCAGUGAGCGUCUGGAACAAGCCUCUCUCUUAAAGGAAGGUUCAUUGUCAAACAUUGUUGUCCCGCAAAAGAAAGUAUCUGCCACAUGUACUCCACCUGGCAUCCGAUCAGGCCCCACUGUUCAGGAUAGACCGUUCGCAUUAGAGGUGUUGACCCUGGUGCCACCUCCACAGAGGCUGUCUGAGGCUCCUCUCUGGGAAGCGCUAGAAGGGAGAAGUGGGAGAGAUACACCUGAAAAAAUCUCUGCCGAGGAGGGUGCAAAACCUUUGUGCAGAGGCUCACACAGAGAAGAUGCUGCUGAGGUGGACAGCACUGUCAGGCAAACAAAAGACUCAGAAACACAUCAUAUAGUACCAUCUCCUCCUGAACCCUGCGCACCAUCAGUUAAAGAGGAGCCCAAAGAGCCAGAGGGACCCUGCAUGGAGCCUGCAACAUCACCCAAGGUUUCCCCCAAACCAACCAUCGAGCGCUCGGCUUUGGCGCUUGAACCGCUGCUUCCCUCAAAACCAGAACCAGGAUUGCGGCCGGAACCAGUUCUCCAGCCGUCAGGAAAACCACAACAGGGGGGAGCAGAUGAGGAGAAACCAGUCGAGGUCAUGGCUGGUGGUCAGGAGAGAUCCAUCAACAAUAAGGAGCCAGUGUGCGAGGCAGAAAAGCAGCUGUGGGCGACGGUGGAGGAGACCACAGUGGAGACAGGAGCGGAAAGAGGGACGGAAAGUAGUGAGAGCGCUGAAGAGAAGGAUGAGAAGCAGGAGGAGGGUGGUGUAACAGGGGGCUACGAAACAGUGGCUUCCAUCCUGCAGACUACUGGACCCACUGAUGCAGGUCCUCCACAGUGCUCUGCAGACCAACCGGGCCUCCUCAUAAGGAAUGAAGAUCCAUCUUUACAUGAAGCACAUGCAGAGACUCUGCCUUCUUCUGAGCCAGAUGAUGAGACACUGGUUCACAUUUCUCCACCCACGGCCUUCUCUGACACAACAGAAAACCAGAUGAUCAGUGAACAGACUAGAUUAGCUCAGAAACCUUCACACGGGCUGAGUCUGGUGGCGAGUCUGAGACUGGCAGCCAGUGAGCAUGAGAAGGAGAGGGAGCAGGAGAGGGAGAGAAGGGAGAAGGAAAGGAUAGAAAACAUGAAGAGGGAGGAACGAGAGAGGGCAGAGAGAGAAGAGGCAGAGAGGAAAGAGAAAGAGAGGGCGAAAAAAGAAAAGGAGCAGAGACAGAGGUUGGAAAAGGAGAAAGAAGAGAUGGAGAGAAAGAGGAUGGAGAGGGAAAAGGAGGAGGCGAGAAAGAGGCUGGAAAAGGAGAAGGAAGAGAUGGAGAGAAAAAGGAUAGAGAGGGAAAAGGAGGAGGCGAGAAAGAGGCUAGAAAAGGAGAGAGAAGAGAUGGAGAGGAUGAGGAUGGAGAGGGAAAAGGAGGAGGAGAGAAAGAGGUUGGAAAAGGAGAAGGAAGAGAUGGAAAGAAAGAAGAUAGAGAUGGAAAAGGAGGAGAAGAGAAAGAGGCUGGAAAAGGAAGAGAUGGAGAGAUUAAGGAUAGAGAGGGAAAAGGAGGAGAAGAGAAAGAGGCUGGAAAAAGAGAUGGAGGUACUAGAGAUGAAGCAAAGGGAGGAGAGGGAAAAGGCAGAGAAAGAAAGGAAGCAGCAGGAAGAAAAUGAGGAGAGGAAGAGAGAGAUGGAAAGGGAGGGGAAGAGGAGGGAAGAGGAGGAUAGAGUGAGGCAAAGGGAAGAGGAGAGCAAAGGAGAGAAACCACAACAGAAACAAAAGAUCAUUUCUGGCUCUACGUCACUGCAAAAGAAACAGGAAGUCAUGAACAGCCAAUCAAAUGACUGGCCUCCUCUGAGGGAAGCAGAGUUGGAUGAUAUUGCAUAUGAUGAGAGGCUGCAGGGUGAUGAAGAGCUGCCAGAGAGCAAGUCCAAAUCAGUGAAAAUGAAUACUGAAGUCAAACUGGUUUCAACCAGACCUGCUGAUUCUGUUCCUGCAGCCAAACCAACAAGCAAACUCGACUCCAGAUCAGUCAAACCCGAGGACUCUGUAACUGCUGUAAAGAAAGCCCUGGAAAACCCUGCUCUGAGAUCAGAUAAAAAAGGCAAAUCCAACCUGAAGUCUGGUUCCAUCCCGGUGUGGUUGAGAGAGGAGGAGGAGGAUGAGGAGGUGGAGUAUGAGAGAGGACAGGAAGAUCUUGGCUCAGUUUGGCUGGCUGAGCUGUACAUGGAGGGGGAAGCAGGGCUAAAAGGCCAACCAGCUGACGUCCCGGAUGGUUUAGAGAAGAAACCACCAUCGCAGCUUGAAGUUACCCCCAGUGGUAAACACACUGACAUACACAUCACUCCUCCCCAUCACUGUGAGAGGGCAACAUCUCGACUUCCUACGUUACCAGAAGAAGAAACCUCUGACCUUAAGUCCGCUCCUCCUGCUCCAAUGGUCAGAGAGGAAGCAGAUGGGAAGGACGAUGCAGCAGAGGGCCUGGUGAACUCCAGCCAGUCGCUGCUCCAGUGGUGCCAGGAGAUCACCAGUGGGUACCGAGGGAUAAAGGUCACCAACUUCAGCACGUCCUGGAGAAAUGGCCUGGCCUUCUGUGCCAUCCUACAUCACUUCCAUCCAGACAAAAUAGAUUUUGACAAGUUGGCCCCCCACGACAUCAAGAUCAACAACAAGAAGGCGUUUGACGGUUUCGAGGCGCUUGGCAUCUCUCGCCUGUUGGAGCCGUCCGACAUGGUCCUCUUAUCCGUCCCCGACAGGCUCAUAGUCAUGACCUACCUCAGCCAGAUCCGCUCACACUUCACCAACCAGGAGCUGAGCGUGCUGCAGAUAGAGCACAACAGCAGUCAAUCCAGCUACGGCCUCGCCCUUUCUGGUCCCGCUCCCACUAAUGUCGACGCUGCUGCUUUCUGCAUGGCCAGACUGAAUGAAGGAGUGAGCCUAGAGGAAGGAGGGAGCAGCACGCUGGUCGUCCCACCACCAAGGACCAAACGACUGCUUAAAGUUGAAGAGUCAUUAACCCCGGUCCCACCCCCACGGUCGGUAAACAAAUCAGUCAAACCUGGACCUGCUCAGGAUGAAGACACAAAGACAGGAAUCACUAGUAGUACAGAGUUGCAGAGUGCAGCUGAGACCCAGCCUCCCAAGCAAGAGGAGGAAACAAUGUGUUUGCAGGACACCAGCCAGUACGUGCUGAGUGAGCUGGCAGCGUUGGAGACGGAGCAGAAGCACAUUGACAGCAGAGCAGCUGUGGUGGAGAGGCGACUGCGAAGCCUCAUGGAAACAGGAAGUGACCGUGAUGAAGAGGAGCGACUGAUUCAGGAGUGGUUCACUCUGGUGAAUAAGAAGAACGCUCUGAUACGCAGACAGGACCACCUGGAGCUACUACAAGAGGAGCAGGAUCUGGAGAGGAGGUUUGAGCUUCUGACCAGGGAACUUCGUGUCAUGAUGGCUAUAGAAGACUGGCAGAAGUCGUCCACUCAGCAGCAGAGGGAGCAGCUGCUCCUCCAAGAGCUGGUGUCUUUGGUCAACCAGCGGGACGAGAUCAUCAGAGACAUCGAUGCCAAGGAGAGAGGGGCUCUGGAGGAGGAUGAGCGUCUGGAGCGCGGUCUGGAGAUGAGGAGGCGAAAAUAUAGCAACAAAGACAAAUGUGUCCUUCAGUGAGAAGAGAGGUCACUCACAAAUAGCUUUUACAACUGCGACCCUGAAGUCCCAGAAGAUGAAUCUUGGUCAUAAUUUUCACAUACAAGAUUAAAACAGGACUUCGGGCCUCCGUAUUUCCCUGUUUUUUUUAGUGCCUUUAUUUUCUUGGAGAACUGUUAUAAACCAUUAUGAGGAAGAUACAUGGGCUGAUAAAUUAAUAUCUGGUUUUGUCAAAGUCUCAUUAUUUUCUGUUUGUCUUAAGUAUUAUUUUGAUUCUGUUCACAUAUUUUUAUUUAUUUAAAGAAUGCGUCAGAAUGUUGUACAUCUAUUGCACAUGUGUGUUGUGUGUUUGUGUGUGUAUUCAUCUGUGAGUUUGUUCACCAUUUGAACACUGACUUCUCUUCUGCUUUCCCCCUCAACACACUGAGAGCUUGUCAGAAUCUGUUGGCUUAAAACCAAAAUGUGCCUUUCUGUUUUUUCUGGUGAUACUCGUCUUACGUUUCUGUUUUAGAUAUUUCCACCCUGAAAGUAAAAAAAAAUAUUUGGUUGUAACAUGCCAAGACAUGUUAGAUAUAAAAACAACAAAUCAUGAGCUGGACUCAAACUCACAAUAUUGAUAAUACAGGGUACAUGUUUUCACCUGAAGGAUGACCCCAACGUCACAUUUUUAUAAAGCAUUUCCACUUCCUGCAAUAUUGAUUUUCUUUUUUUGGACAUUAGAUGUUGAAAGUGUUCUCAAACCUUGUGUGCACACAGACCCUAAAUGCCUUAAAUCACCCAUAAAGUGUAUGGUUGUGAUGCUUGAUUCACAGAAAUGAACCUGUUUGCUCACUCCUGUGUCCUUUGACUACUGUAUGCAUGCUGUUUGAGGUGUGCUGAUAAAGUGGUACUCUGCUGCAUAUCACUACUGUAUACCUAGCACACACUGUACACCUGAAGUUGCUGUCUAUAUUUAUGAGGUGAAGAUAUGAUGAAUGAUAUUGAUAAAUAUGUUGAAGAAACAUAAAUAUUGGUUGGUUGCUUACA